Drosophila kikkawai is the source of this 1713-nucleotide messenger RNA. RefSeq lists its product as uncharacterized. The record is from RefSeq and is a predicted model, not a curated record. Lineage: Eukaryota; Metazoa; Arthropoda; Insecta; Diptera; Drosophilidae.
AUGUUACUAGUCUGCGUCAAAAUGUUUUCAAUCCUGCUGUUGUCGACUUUUCUUCGUUUGGUUGCUGCUCCUGAAGUAGAACCCAGCCAAGUACUCAGCGAACUUAAUCUCAUCCUGCGAUCUGAACUUAAUGUGUUCGUAGACUUUGAGGAUUUCUCUAGCUUCUUGAAUUUAAACCUGGAUACACCCAGGAUACAACUAAGCUCCCGCGAACCCUUCAAUCUUCGCAUCCGUGGGAAUUUUACGGAACAAGCCCUUAUCAUAGUUCAAUUAACGGAUAUAGUACUGGAUAAUGAGGUAUCCAAACUCCUGUCGUGCCUAUUGAAUGAACUCCAUGAGCUGCAUAUAGUGUUUCUAAGCAGAGAGGAUCCAGAAUUAUUCCAAAAGCAGCUCUACAUCAAAUGCUACAGUAUGGGCUUCGUUAAUGUCCUCCUGGUGCAUCUACAGGAUCUCUACAGCUUUUUACCAUAUCCGUCUAUUCAACCGAUAAAGCUCUCAAAUAUCAGCGAUUAUAUAAACAGAGGAAGAGUUUUGAGAAAUUUUCAGGGUUUUCCCGUUCGCGUUCUCAAUAGCACCGGACGCCCUCGCGAUUUUGUCUAUUUCAAUGAACGGAAUGAACUUGUCCGACAGGGAUAUUUGUUCACAGCCAUUAAGGAGUUUAUAGAUCGUUACAAUGCCACGCUUGUCACUGUUCCUCAGCUCGAAGGGGAGCCAUAUCAAGUGUACCAAGAUAUAUUUGCUAGGUUGCGCAACAAGGAGAUUGACGUGGCCUGUCACAUGAAAGACAGGGAUUGGGAUGUGCAGUCCACCGAGCCUCUAGCGAUCCUCGCUCAAUACUUCAUAGUGCCUCAUUCGAGAUCGAUAUCCAGCUAUUUGUACUACUCCCGACCUUUCAGAUGGUCCCUGUGGCUAGUCAUAGUCUUAACAGUUGUCUACGGCGCCCUAAUGCUCCAUCUGGCAACAGGAAGGCAACGAAACGAGUUCGGCGAGUGUCUACUGCACAGCUUAAGCCACAUCCUCUACACUGGCAACCGAAAUAUCAACAGAGAAGAUUGGAGAGACGUCGUCAUCCAUGUGAUACUAAUGCUAGCUGGAUUCAUUCUCACCAACAUAUACUUAGCCAUGCUGUCCAGUAUUUUGACUUCAGGACUAAAUGAAGCUCAGUACCACACGCUGCAGGAUCUGGCCAAGGCGCCCUACAUCAGUAUCCACGACGAGCUGUAUCAUAGACAGUUACUAGAGACACCGUUCAUACCGGAGGCUCUCCGCCGGAACAGUAUGACCAUGGACAAUUUAACCAUGCUGAUUGCCUACCGCGAUGGACUCAACAGGAACUACAUGUACAUGCUUUACGAGGACCGCCUGGACUUGAUUCUGAUGCAGCAGUACUUGUUGAAGACCCCGCUCUUCGAUUUGGUUCGCCAAGGAGUUGGCUUCACCAUGGAAAACUAUUGUGUGGGCAAUGACUUGCCUUAUAGGGGUAUGAUCAGUGAGUUCAUGAGGAGAGUGAUGGAGCACGGGAUAAACAUAAAGCUGAAGGCGGACGCCUUUAGUGUUAUGAUAAAGUGUGGAUUUUUCACUCUGAUGCGGGACGACGAGCCUCCAGCCAAGGCGUUUGAACUUGAGUUUUAUUACUUUGCCUUUGCACUGUGGGCUGUGGGCCAUUUGUUGUCUUUAGCAGUUUUUGUGAUGGAGAUAUUAAAGUCUAAAUAA